This is a messenger RNA of Talaromyces proteolyticus, 2070 nucleotides long. RefSeq lists its product as uncharacterized. Lineage: Eukaryota; Fungi; Ascomycota; Eurotiomycetes; Eurotiales; Trichocomaceae. Gene Ontology annotation, cellular component: nucleus. The coding region runs from base 1 to 2070 and encodes 689 amino acids. The record is from RefSeq and is a predicted model, not a curated record. Gene Ontology annotation, biological process: positive regulation of transcription by RNA polymerase II. The transcript is spliced from 5 exons. Gene Ontology annotation, molecular function: zinc ion binding; transcription cis-regulatory region binding; DNA-binding transcription factor activity, RNA polymerase II-specific.
AUGCCUGGCGUUCCGUCAAACAAAGCAUGCGAUCAGUGUAAAAAACGCCACAUCAAAUGUGACGAAACCCGCCCAGGCUGUCAAAAGUGCGCUGCUGCGGGAAUCGAUUGCCCUGGCUACUCUCAGGAUCGAAAGUUCAUUGACGAAGGCGCAACUGUGCGUCGCCGAUAUACGCCAUAUCGUAGAGGCGUGGCCAGACAGUCAUCGAAUAGAGCUGCGGAGGCAUAUGAAAGUCUGGGAAGUUCGAAUGAAGUGACAGACGAAGAUGCUGCGAUAAGCAGCCUGGCUCCAAACCCAUUGGUUCAGACGGCAACAGGGUUCGGCUCCGCAACCGAGGAACAUGACACAACGCCUCGCGAUAUGAAUAGCAAUCAACCUGGGCCCAACGAGCCUCAAAUAAUUUCUCAACUAGGCUCAAAUUACCCUGGAGGUUCCAGUAGUGCUGUGCAGGAUUCUCUAAGUUCUACCAACCAACUAAACCAUACAAACAUAAUCAACAAUCCGAUGCCAUACGAGAAUGCUUUCGAUUUUCAAUGGAAUAUGAAUCUAGUACCAGAUCUUCUUCCACAAUCGACUACGCCGCUGGUGUCUUCUCAAAGUGGAAACGAGAUGAACAGUUUUUACUCAGAACUAAUGAUGAACAGCGAAAGAGAAGUGACUUUUCUCACCAGGCACUAUGCUGAGUGCAUUGGACCUUGGUUUGAUUUACACGACUCUGAGAGGUUCUUCACACUAUACUGUCCAAGCAGAGCACGACAUGUCCCAUUCAUACAGCACGCAAUUUCAGCAGUCUCUGCAAAGCAUCUAGGCCGAAUCAAUGGCAUCAAGCCAUCGACUGGCUUGAAUGUCAAUCCAGCAAUUACACAAACUUAUCCAAAUACGGCCGGAGUUGAUUGGUCUUUCAAGGCCAGUAAUUACUACUUUCAAUCAAUAUCGUACUUGAUGCAGACGAUCACGGGAAACGUCGAUCUCCAACAGAUUGAUGUCUCGGCCUCUCCUAUUCAGAUACUAUGUCAUAUCCUAGGACUUGAUAUAACAAGAACGGAUAAGAGACAACCGGUUAUUUCGACUGCCACGUUAGUGAAUUGGGACGAUAUUUUGUGCGGUGCCGUGUUACUAACAGCGUAUGACAUUCUUGAUGCUCAGGGCCCUGAUUGGGAAGCUCGAUUGCUUGGCGUUCAGGUCCUGUUAGAAUGCUCCAUCUUACUACCUAACCAGCAGCCUCGCCCCGUGAUAUCCCAUGCAGUGCGUGCCUCUUUCUGGACCCUUGCAUGCUUUGACUACCUCGCAUCAUAUGUAAACCGAAGACGACCACGCAUCGACCCGUCUAAUCUGGAUCUAUUUCGAGCCAUAGGGCUGCACAUUGAUAACAAUGGAAAGCUGCAACUGGAGAUGAUCGAUCGUACAAUACCCUCACACCGAGACGAAACUUUUUCUCACAGCCUGACCUUUCUCAUGCUACAACUCAUGAACUUUAUCGCAGAAUUCAAAGAAAUGCAACAAGCAGUCAUGCAGUCCACAACACCACCAGACAUUUCAUUCGACGCCCCUAUCCCGCAAUCCAGCGGCUUGACCGCCACAUGGCGUCGCUUGACGCAGGAGGUUGACAGCUGGCGCUCUGCUCUUCCAGACUCGUUCCAGCCAUACCUGAUCCUUGAAAAUCCCCGCGACUUGUCGUCUUCGUCACCCGCCGCCCCUUUCCCCGAAUUAGUGUUCAGCACCUCAUCUCACGCCUCAACAAUCGCACACUACAAUUUCGCACGCAUAAUCCUGCUUCUGAACCGCCCUCAUGAUGCUCAAAGCACCCCGCGUGACCGCCUCCUAGGCUACCGAGAAGUCACCAAAGAAGUCGACGGCUGCGUGCGCGAAAUCGCCGGGAUUGCGUCUGCAAAGCCGCAUGCCGCUACUCAAACGUAUAUGCUUCAGCCGUUGUUUGUGGUCGGUCAAUGCGACGAUCGACCGGAAGCGCGCCGGAAGGUUGUCGAGCUGAUACGAGAGAUGCGGACGGAGUUGGGUUGGGAAACGGAGUAUCGAGUUGCGCAAAUACAAGCACUGCGGGAUCGGGCUUGA